GAAAUUAGGCAUCCAUCCCUUCCAUCUUAAACAAACCAAACCACAAUUCUGGUCUCUCUCUCAUCAAAUUAAUGGCGAAUUCGACAAACUCGCCGGAGAAACCAUCCACGACUGAACAACCACCGUCACAAUCCGAUAACCCGAAUCCAUCUGUUUCGGAUCUACCCGAUCCAUCACCGUCAUCUUCCACCGUUCCACCACAAUCAUCAUCAAUUCCCCCACCAGCAAACCCUAACCCUAAUUUACAACAACAGACGGCCGUCGCACCGCCGCCUCAGAUCCAACCGUACUCCACCGUCCCUCCUUCUUUCCGUCCGCCGGUGCCUCUGCCGUCUGUUGUUCCUCAGUUCUCUCCAAUUCCAAACCCUAACUUUCAAAAUCAUGGAAUUCCGCCUCAGGGGCAGGGUCAGGUUCAGCCGCCGGGAGUUAUGAUGUACGGGCAGCCAGGUCAGCAUCCCGGUCAACCCGGUCAGCCUCCAGUUAGGAUGUAUUCGCCCAUGCCUAAUGGUUAUCAUAUGGCUGUGAAUCCACCAGGAAUCAUACGUUAUGCCCCUCCGUACCCACAAAUGAUCCGACCUGCAUAUCCUCUAAGACCACUUGGUCCGGGAGGAGUUCAAGUAUUACAACGCCCUCCAAUGAUGCUUGUGCGGGGUCCAGUUCCUACCAUCAUGAGGCCACCUAUUAAUCCAAACAUCCCUCAAGCAGAAAAGCCAAUGACCACAAUUUAUGUUGGCAAGAUAGCAUCAACGGUGGAUAAUGAUUUUAUGCUCUCUCUCCUGCAACUCUGUGGGCCUGUUAAAAGUUGGAAACGUGUUCCAGAUCCCACUACUGGGGCUUUGAAGGGCUUUGGGUUUUGUGAAUUUGAAUCCGUGGAAGGAGUUUUACGUGCUUUACGGAUUUUGAGCAACUUAAGUAUUGAUGGUCAAGAGCUUAUGUUAAAUUUUGAUAAGGCAACAAAAGAGUAUCUUAAGCGUUAUGUUGAGAAGAAAAAGGAGAACACGAAGAAUCAAAAAGCGACAGAUGCUGAAGGUGCAGUCAAAGAAGAAGACAAGGAGGAACCUCCGAAGCCUUCUAUAGAGGAAUUAAAGGAAGUCAAGAAGGAAGAUGAUAAUAAUGAAUCAAACAAAGAAAAUGAUGACUACUCUACCUUUGGUCUGGUGACGGAUGAUGAUAAUGAAGCUGACCGUGAAGCCAGUGCAAAACUUACAGGAAUGAUAGAAGAGAGGAUCAAGAAUAAACCUUUACCACCUCCACCUCCUCCCCCACAAAUUGCUCCUGAUGUUCUAGUUGCUCCAACCUCUGAACAUCUAGCAAAAUCCAGGGAUGGUGACUCAGAUUUGGAUACGACGAGAAAUGUGGAGGAUAGAAAUGAUGAAGAAAUGAUUAGCAAAAGCAUACCUCUCAGUGAAAGCGAGAAAGCUGAAACAAGUUCACCCGACCGGAAUAAUAGGCGGAGCAAAGACAGAGAUCGGGACCUGAAGCGUGAAAAGGAACGCGAAUUAGAAAGAUACGAGAGAGAGAGGGAGCAGGAACGGGCUAAGAGAGAGAGGGAUAGAGAAUACAAAAUACGCGAAGAUGAACGGAGAUAUCGGGCUCGUUUGAAGGAUUGGGAAUCCCGGGAAAAGGAGAAAGAGCGAGCUCGCAAACAAGAGAGAGAAAGGGAAAAGGAGAGAGAACACGAUAGAAAAUCUGAGAUAUUUGAUCAAGAAAAUGAUGAUAGUUAUAGCAAAAAGAGAAAAUAUAGAAGUAGUGGGGAGGAAAGAGAGGAAAGAAAACGGAGGUUAAGGGAAAAGGAAGAUGAUAUUGAUGACAAAAUCAGAGAGGAAGAAGAGACUGCUGAAGCGAAGAAGAAAGAAGAGGAAGAGAGAGAGCGGCAAAAAGAACAACAAAAACAUGCCUUAGAAAUUCUGUCUAAUAAUACCACAAAUGGAUCUGAAAAUGCUAUGGCUGUUGAUGGAAGUUUGUUAGAAAUUAGAAAUAAGGCUGUUGAUCACGAGACCAAUGAUGUUGCGACGGAGCUUGGAAAUGGGAUCGGUAACAAUGCUACACAAAACGGAACUGGUGAGGAUUCUGUCAUGGUAUCUGUGGCUGCAUCAGAAACAAAGCAAGGCAACACUGUCCAGACCAAGAAGUUAGGGUUUGGUCUUGUGGGGUCAGGAAAAAGAACUACCGUUCCUUCUCUUUUCCACGAAGAGGAAGAUGAGGAAGCACAUAAGGACAAAAAGAUGCGGCCUUUGGUUCCAAUUGAUUACUCAACUGAAGAAUUGCAGGCUGUCCGAGAAACUACUCCCCUUGCACCUUCUUCUAGUUUGGCUGCAGCAGCUGAAUUUGCAAAGCGAAUUGGACAUGCAAGUUCGAAAGAAGAAAGGCCCGAAUCAGAAAGAGAACGGAGUAGACGGGCCCAUGAUAGAUCGGGCCAUCGGGAUCGGGAGGAAGCUAGUCGAUCCAGAGAUGAGACCAGAGAGAAAGAGCGUGAGCGUGGAUCAGAGAAAGUAAAGACACCAGAUAAUAAGAAACUUUUGGAUGCAAAACAAUUAAUUGACACAAUUCCGAAGACCAAGGACGAAUUGUUCUCUUAUCGGAUAAAUUGGGCAGUUUAUGACAAGAAUGGAUUGCAUGAAAGGAUGAGACCAUGGAUUUCCAAGAAAAUAACAGAGUUUUUGGGUGAAGAGGAGAUGACCCUUGUAGAUUACAUUGUGUCAAGCACUCAAGAACAUGUGACUGCAAAUGAGAUGUUUGACCGGCUUCAAUCUAUUCUUGAUGAUGAAGCGGAAAUGUUUGUGCUGAAAAUGUGGAGAAUGCUUAUUUUCGAAAUCAAGAAAGUGGAAACUGGUCUUGCUGGGAAAACCAAGGCUUGAUGCAUCUUUUUGUCAUUGUGGUAUUUCUAAGUCGUUGUUAUAGAUUAGCACAUUUCUUUCAGUUACAAUUUUUUUUUUCCCGGUUAAUUUAGAUAAGUCAGCCAUUAGAUCAAUUUAACUGAAAUAUGCAUGGUAUCACAAACUAAUAUCUCCCAGUUGUCUCCUGAAUAAUUCUAAUGUAGAAUCUUUGAACGUA
Erigeron canadensis is the source of this 3054-nucleotide messenger RNA. Its product is annotated as RNA-binding protein 25. NCBI's taxonomy places the organism in Eukaryota, Viridiplantae, Streptophyta, Magnoliopsida, Asterales, Asteraceae. Gene Ontology annotation, biological process: mRNA processing. The coding region runs from base 72 to 2858 and encodes 928 amino acids. The record is from RefSeq and is a predicted model, not a curated record. The transcript has 7 exons. Gene Ontology annotation, molecular function: RNA binding.